CGGACGGGCUGGGUGUAGCUACUUACGUAACCGGUUACGGUUUGCCCUUGCGAAGGUCAACGCAGCACUCGGUGGAAAAUCUUUAUCUAGCCAAUCUCAUCGCCCAGACUUUCUGUCUUCUCUUCAGUACACGCACAAUCUUCCUUGUGAAAUGAUGUGGUUGGGGAGCCAGUGAUACCGUACGAGAAACUGUAAGUUACGGUUUCAAAAUAAUACAAGUCCCACCGAUCUUCAGAAUCCUACGAUCCUCCUUCCAAAAGGAUAAUAAUUAUUUGUGUUUUAGAAUAUGAGACGCCGGUAGACGAGGAUGAUCUCGCCGAGCCUGGCAGUGGAGGGGGGCUACUUGGGGUUCCCCUCGGUGCCUGAGUUCCUGCGGCCCCUGCCUCCGCGGUUCCGCCCCCCGCCCGCGGCCCGGCCCCCGCUGCCCCACAAGGAGGAGGAAGACUUCCAGCCCUACCGAGUCUACAACCCUUACUACAACCCCUACCUCUACCCCUACCACAUCAGGCCCGUCGACCUGUACUCUCCCCCGCAGAGUCCCCUCAGGCCCAAGGUACCACCCGGCCCGCAGCCGCCAGCGACUGCCCCGCCGGCACCACAAGUUUUGAAAACACCCAAACCCACCUCUCACCUGACCACUCUCCCAGCAGGUGGCGGUCCUCCGACAGGGAGCAGGCGGCUGCGAAGGACACGACCGACCCGCGCCGCUGGGUUCGCGCGCGGCUCGCUGAUCCGGCUAGCCAGCGGCGAGCUGCGCAGGGUCGAGGAAAUGCGGACGGAGGACUUCAUCAACUCGGCCGAGACCUGCCCCGCGCUCCGGCUGGACCCGAGCACCGUGGUCAGGAUCGAAGCCAGCCACGACUCCAACCUCGCCGUACUCACCCUAAGGUACGGCGAGUCCAGGGCACAGGUCAGUACCACCAAGCACUAG
Molecule: messenger RNA, 931 nt
Organism: Nezara viridula (southern green stink bug)
Lineage: Eukaryota; Metazoa; Arthropoda; Insecta; Hemiptera; Pentatomidae
Source: the annotation of a GenBank genome assembly